This is a messenger RNA of Pelodiscus sinensis (Chinese soft-shelled turtle), 2991 nucleotides long. The record is from RefSeq and is a predicted model, not a curated record. Lineage: Eukaryota; Metazoa; Chordata; Testudines; Trionychidae.
GGGGGGAGGAAUGGGAAUCCGCCGCUGCCCGGGUUGCGGAGCGGGUGUCGCUCCGGAUUUUGCACGGCUCCGGCUUUACUGCAGAGGUUUCUGAGCUCCCAGCCCUGCUGUGCAACGGAGGUGUCAUGAAAAGGGGAAGUGCUGAGGCCCUGCGAGAUGAGCCUGUCCCCUGGCCCCCCCGCUGCUAGGAUGCUCUUUGUGUUGGCUCUGGCCUGCGCCAGCCCCUUCCUGGAUCUGCGCCCUGACGGGCCGCGCUCCCUCAACGUGGCCAUCAUCUUCAGCGGCUCGUCCUACACUCCCGAGAGCACCCGCUUUGCGCCCACUGCCUUCCGCAACUUCUCAAUGGAGGUGAACCCCGUCUCGGUGCUGCUCAAUGACACCAACCCCCGCAGCCUCAUCGUGCGCCUAUGUGACGUUCUCUCCUCCCUGCGCAUCCAUGGCGUGGUCUUCGAGGAUGACACCCGCACCGAGGCUGUGGCUCAGAUCCUGGACUUCAUCUCAGCUCAGACCUCAGUGCCCAUCAUCGGCAUCAAUGGCGGCUCGGCCAUCGUGCUCACACCGAAGGAGAAAGGCUCCACCUUCCUGCAGCUCGGCUCAUCAACGGAGCAGCAGCUACAGGUGAUGUUCGAGGUGCUGGAGGAGUAUGACUGGACGGCCUACGAGUGCUUCGUGGACUAUAUCGAGGUGCUGACCGACAGCAGCUUCAUUGGCUGGGAGCACCGGGGCGUCCUGACCCUCAACCUGACUGAUGACCCGGAUGGCUCCCGGCUCAAGCGCCAGCUACGGGAGAUCCCUGCCCAGAUCCGCCUGCUCUACUGCUCCCGGGAGGAAGCGGAGGCUGUCUUCCGGGCAGCGCGGGACGCCGGCCUCACUGGGCCGGGCUAUAUUUGGUUCAUGGUGGGCAGUCAGCUGGCUGGAGCUACGGGAGAUCCCUGCCCAGAUCCGCCUGCUCUACUGCUCCCGGGAGGAAGCGACCUGCCUGUUGGCCUCUUCACGGUGCUGUCAGCUGGCUGGCGGGACGAUCUGCACCAUCGUGUCCAGAAUGGGGUGGCCAUCAUUGCCAAGGGUGCCGAAGCCCUCGCCAGGGACUACGGCUUCAUUCCGGAGUUCAACAAUGACUGCCGGGCGCCCAACCUCAGCCAGAUCCACGAGAAUCUCCACCGGUACUUCAUGAACAUUACCUGGGGGCAAAAGGAUUUCUCCUUCAACGCCGAUGGCUACCUCAUCAACCCCUCGCUGGUCGUCAUUUCCCUCAACAAGGAGCGCAUCUGGGAGGUGGUGAGUACCUGGCCUCAGCAGUGCUCCCAGUGUUGCAGUCUUCCUAGAGAAGUGCCUCAGUGCUACAAGCAUCCCUGCGGCAGUGCCCCAGAUGCAGACUCUGCUGCUGUGAGUUUCCCCCCAACAGCUGCCCUCUGCGUCCACCCCCACGCCUGUUUCUCUCUCCUGCGCAGCCACCCCACAGACCCGCUGCUCUUCGAGAAGAAAUGCUGCAAAGGGUUCUGCAUUGACAUCCUCAAGCGCCUGGCUAAGACCGUCGGCUUCACCUACGACCUCUACCUGGUCACCAAUGGCAAGCACGGCAAGAAGAUCGACGGGGUCUGGAAUGGCAUGAUCGGGGAGGUGUUUUACCUGCGCGCCGACAUGGCCAUCGGCUCCCUGACCAUCAACGAGGAACGCUCCGAGAUCAUCGACUUCUCCGUGCCCUUUGUGGAGACGGGCAUCAGCGUCAUGGUCUCACGGAGCAACGGGACCGUCUCACCCUCUGCCUUCCUGGAGCCUUACAGCCCAGCUGUCUGGGUAAUGAUGUUCGUCAUGUGCCUGACCGUGGUGGCCGUCACUGUCUUCAUCUUCGAGUACUUCAGCCCUGUGGGUUAUAACCGCAGCCUGGCUGCGGGGAAGCGCACGGGGGGUUCCAAGUUCACCAUCGGCAAGUCCAUCUGGCUGCUCUGGGCUCUGGUCUUCAACAACUCGGUGCCGGUGGAGAACCCCAAGGGCACCACCAGCAAGAUCAUGGUGCUGAUCUGGGCCUUCUUCGCCGUCAUCUUCCUGGCCAGCUACACGGCCAACCUGGCCGCCUUCAUGAUCCAGGAGGAGUACGUGGACACGGUGUCAGGGCUGAGCGACCGCAAGUUCCAGAAGCCCCAGGACCAGUACCCACCACUCAAGUUCGGCACAGUGCCCAACGGCAGCACGGAGAAGAACAUUCGCAGCAACUACCCCGACAUGCACAGCUACAUGGUGAAGUACAACCAGCGCAGCGUGGAGGACGCGCUGCAGCACCUCAAGUCGGGGAAGCUGGACGCCUUCAUCUACGACGCGGCCGUGCUGAACUACAUGGCGCGCAAGGACGAGGGCUGCAAGCUGGUGACCAUCGGCAGCGGGAAGGUCUUUGCCACCACUGGCUACGGCAUCGCCCUGCAGAAGGGCUCCCGCUGGAAGCGCCCCAUCGACCUGGCCCUGCUGCAGUUCCUGGGCGAUGGUACGAGCCGACGGACCCCUGAGUUCCAUGGCAUGUACAGCUGCUGCAACAGUGAGGACCCCCAGGCGAAGGACCAUCAGCAGCUGCCCAUCCUCAACCACAGCUACCCCCCACAGCGUGGGGGGCCCACAGCUUUGCCCAGCCCCCCUGCCCCACCCCUGCCCUGCAGCAGCUUCCUGCCCCGGGACCGGCGCACUGGGCGGCGCUGGGCCGCCUCAGAGCCCCUCAAAGCCCCGCCCCAGCGCCACGGCCUCCAGAACACCUUUGCCGACGGCUUCCAUCGCUUCUACGGCCCCAUCGAGCCGGAGGGACUGUCAGACCACCAAGAAGCUGGGACCGUGCCAGCUCUCCUCGCCCCCCCGGGGCCUGGAGAACCCCCCGUCCUACUUCGCCAUUGUGCGGGAGAAGGAGGGCCCCGACCCAGGCCCCUCGGCCUGGCAGAGGAAGUCGCUGCGGGGACUGUACGAAAGUUUCCAGGCGAGCAAGGCCGGGAGCCGGACACCGGAGGCUAA